Messenger RNA from Diachasma alloeum, 2826 nucleotides. Its product is annotated as polyubiquitin-A. Gene Ontology annotation, cellular component: nucleus; cytoplasm. The record is from RefSeq and is a predicted model, not a curated record. Gene Ontology annotation, biological process: modification-dependent protein catabolic process; protein ubiquitination. The transcript is spliced from 2 exons. Bases 121 to 2634 code for a protein of 837 amino acids. Gene Ontology annotation, molecular function: ubiquitin protein ligase binding; protein tag activity. Lineage: Eukaryota; Metazoa; Arthropoda; Insecta; Hymenoptera; Braconidae.
AUUCCCUGGUGGGAUACUGACUUGAGGGUUUCUCUGUUACUUCAUUUACGAUUAUUAAAAAAAAUUCAUUAUAUUAAUUCCGAUUGAAUUAUCUUGCAUUGAAUCCAGUAGUGCUUCAUUAUGCAGAUCUUCGUGAAAACCUUGACUGGCAAGACCAUUACGUUGGAGGUUGAGGCUUCUGACACAAUUGAAAAUGUCAAAGCCAAGAUCCAGGACAAAGAGGGAAUCCCUCCAGACCAGCAACGUCUGAUCUUCGCUGGUAAGCAGCUCGAGGAUGGCAGAACCCUUUCUGAUUAUAAUAUUCAGAAAGAGUCCACCCUUCACCUUGUCCUGCGUCUUCGAGGUGGCAUGCAGAUCUUCGUGAAGACGUUGACUGGAAAGACCAUCACCCUGGAGGUCGAGGCCUCUGACACAAUUGAAAAUGUCAAAGCCAAGAUCCAGGACAAAGAGGGAAUCCCUCCAGACCAGCAACGUUUGAUCUUCGCUGGUAAGCAGCUCGAGGAUGGCAGAACCCUUUCUGAUUAUAAUAUUCAGAAAGAGUCCACCCUUCACCUUGUCCUGCGUCUUCGAGGUGGCAUGCAGAUCUUCGUGAAGACGUUGACUGGAAAGACCAUCACCCUGGAGGUCGAGGCCUCUGACACAAUUGAAAAUGUCAAAGCCAAGAUCCAGGACAAAGAGGGAAUCCCUCCAGACCAGCAACGUUUGAUCUUCGCUGGUAAGCAGCUCGAGGAUGGCAGAACCCUUUCUGAUUAUAAUAUUCAGAAAGAGUCCACCCUUCACCUUGUCCUGCGUCUUCGAGGUGGCAUGCAGAUCUUCGUGAAGACGUUGACUGGAAAGACCAUCACCCUGGAGGUCGAGGCCUCUGACACAAUUGAAAAUGUCAAAGCCAAGAUCCAGGACAAAGAGGGAAUCCCUCCAGACCAGCAACGUCUGAUCUUCGCUGGUAAGCAGCUCGAGGAUGGCAGAACCCUUUCUGAUUAUAAUAUUCAGAAAGAGUCCACCCUUCACCUUGUCCUGCGUCUUCGAGGUGGCAUGCAGAUCUUCGUGAAGACGUUGACUGGAAAGACCAUCACCCUGGAGGUCGAGGCCUCUGACACAAUUGAAAAUGUCAAAGCCAAGAUCCAGGACAAAGAGGGAAUCCCUCCAGACCAGCAACGUCUGAUCUUCGCUGGUAAGCAGUUGGAAGAUGGCCGAACCCUCUCAGACUACAACAUUCAAAAGGAAUCCACUCUGCACUUGGUCCUACGUCUUCGUGGUGGAAUGCAGAUUUUUGUUAAGACAUUGACUGGCAAAACCAUCACCCUGGAAGUCGAAGCAUCUGACACUAUUGAAAAUGUUAAAGCUAAAAUUCAAGAUAAAGAAGGUAUCCCACCAGAUCAACAGCGUUUGAUCUUCGCUGGUAAACAAUUGGAGGACGGAAGAACUCUUUCAGACUACAACAUUCAAAAAGAGUCCACCCUCCAUCUCGUUCUUCGUCUUCGAGGAGGAAUGCAGAUUUUCGUGAAAACUUUGACUGGUAAGACUAUCACACUUGAAGUGGAGGCAUCUGACACGAUUGAGAACGUCAAGGCCAAGAUCCAGGACAAGGAGGGCAUUCCCCCAGACCAGCAGCGUUUGAUCUUCGCUGGUAAACAACUGGAAGAUGGCAGAACUCUGUCAGACUACAACAUCCAGAAAGAAUCAACACUCCACUUGGUCCUGCGUCUGAGAGGAGGAAUGCAGAUAUUCGUGAAGACCCUCACGGGAAAGACGAUCACCCUAGAAGUCGAAGCCUCUGACACCAUCGAAAAUGUCAAGGCCAAGAUCCAGGAUAAGGAGGGCAUUCCCCCAGACCAGCAGCGUUUGAUCUUCGCUGGUAAACAGUUGGAGGAUGGGAGAACACUCUCUGAUUACAAUAUCCAGAAAGAGUCCACUCUCCAUCUUGUUCUUCGUCUUCGAGGAGGAAUGCAGAUUUUUGUCAAGACUCUGACUGGCAAGACCAUCACACUCGAAGUAGAGGCCUCUGACACAAUUGAAAACGUCAAGGCGAAGAUCCAGGAUAAAGAGGGAAUUCCUCCAGACCAACAACGUCUCAUCUUCGCUGGUAAACAAUUGGAAGAUGGCAGGACUCUCUCAGACUACAACAUCCAGAAGGAAUCCACUCUGCACUUGGUCCUACGUCUUCGAGGUGGCAUGCAGAUCUUUGUAAAGACAUUGACUGGGAAGACCAUCACACUGGAAGUAGAGGCCUCUGACACUAUUGAAAAUGUCAAAGCCAAGAUCCAGGACAAAGAGGGAAUUCCCCCAGACCAGCAGCGUUUGAUCUUCGCUGGUAAACAAUUGGAGGAUGGGAGAACACUCUCUGAUUACAAUAUCCAGAAAGAGUCCACUCUCCAUCUUGUUCUUCGUCUUCGAGGAGGAAUGCAGAUUUUCGUCAAAACCCUAACUGGCAAGACCAUCACACUCGAAGUAGAGGCCUCUGACACAAUUGAAAACGUCAAGGCCAAAAUCCAGGACAAGGAGGGCAUUCCUCCAGAUCAACAGCGUUUGAUCUUUGCUGGUAAACAACUGGAAGAUGGUAGAACUUUGUCCGACUACAACAUCCAGAAAGAAUCUACACUCCACUUGGUUCUUCGUCUCAGAGGUGGCUUCUAAAAUUAUCAUUAUAUCACGGGUGAAAUUAUGAAAGAAAAUUGAUAGUACUGAUAGAUUUAAAGCUUCGUAAUUUUCAUUCCAAGUUUUCGUUUUGUCAUACGAUCUUUUUUAAUUGAUUUCACAAACAGUAUUUUAUUCAGACAUGUCUUGUGGGCUGCAGGUACGAUUUAAUAAACGUUACAUGUCCUCAAA